Messenger RNA from Cotesia congregata, 1092 nucleotides. The record is from the annotation of a GenBank genome assembly. Lineage: Eukaryota; Metazoa; Arthropoda; Insecta; Hymenoptera; Braconidae.
AUGUCACUUGAAAACCAAAAAAAAGGUGUGAUAAGUCAAGAAAACUCUGUUGUUUUACUAAAAGAGCACAGUCAUGCAAAAAAUUUCAAUUUAGCCCCAAUUUUUAAUUUUAAAAACGAACUUUACAAAUCUGUAAUAUCAACUUUUCGCGAUUUAAGAGAUAUUUACGACGAAUUAGCUGUUAAACACAGAAAAGGCUCUUCUCUUUUACCAUUUCAUAAAAUGGUAAGAAUUAUGCAGCAAUGGCAAAAAAAGAUUUGUCCGCCAACUUCAAAUUCCCUUGGAGAAUACUACUUACGACUAAAAAUGAAUCGCUGGAAACAUUUAUACCAAUCAAAUGAUAGUAAUUUAUCAGUUACAAACGUUUACGGGAGUGACGGAUCCAUUGCUACUGUUUUUAUUGAUCCUGACUUCGUUGACAAUAUUCACGAAACUCAUUUAUACGUAGAUGCUACUUAUAAAGUUUGUCCGACUAAUCCUAAAGGAAUUUACCAGUUUCUUACAAUUAUGGCAUCAUUUAAUGACUCGAUUUUGCCUGUUGCCUGGAGUUUGAUGUCAAAAAAAUCUACCCAGUGUUAUGUAGCUGUUAUUUCACAUUUCAAAGCCUUAUCUCAGCAUAUGAGGGUACUAUCAUAUAUGACAGAUUUUGAGGGCGGUCUUCGCAAAGCAUUAAUUAAUGCCAAUAUUAAAAAAGCCAAAAAAUUGGGUCUUCUAAAAAAAUUAGAAAAUUGGGAGGAUGGAAAAAACUUUUUCAGAAAAUUAUUAGCGCUAGCAUUACUGCCCAGUACUGACAUAAUACAAACAUUUGAUUGGUUGAUUAGGAUUCACGCUCCUUUCUAUCCUAUUUUUGAGACUUUUAUUACAUACUUUGAAGACUACUGGUUGAACAACAUCAAACCUGCUGGAUUCAGUGUUUAUAAAUUGAAAAAUCGGACGAAUAAUUACACAGAAGCUUACCAUCGGCGACUCAACAGAUUUUUUGGUGUUCAUUCAUCGAUAUGGCAAUUCACAAUUGCAGUUCCGGAUAAUCAAUAUAUUGUUUUUAAUAAUGAUGCUGCAAAUUAUUUCAAUUAUAUAUUACAUCAGCAUUGA